AUGACACCGUUGCUGAUGAUUAGUAGUCCCCCCCCGGUGCCGCCAGGGGUGGUACAACCCCCGCCAGUGGCUGAAGAACCCCCGCCAGUGGCUGAAGAACCCCCGCCAGUGGCUGAAGAACCCCCGCCAGUGGCUGAAGAACCCCCGCCAGUGGCUGAAGAACCCCCUCCAGUGGCUGAAGAACCCCCGCCAGUGGCUGAAGAACCCCCGCCAGUGGCUGAAGAACCCCCUCCAGUGGCUGAAGAACCCCCUCCAGUGGCUGAAGAACCCCCGCCAGUGGCUGAAGAACCCCCGCCAGUGGCUGAAGAACCCCCGCCAGUGGCUGAAGAACCCCCGCCAGUGGCUGAAGAACCCCCGCCAGUGGCUGAAGAACCCCCGCCAGUGGCUGAAGAACCCCCGCCAGUGGCUGAAGAACCCCCGCCAGUGGCUGAAGAACCCCCGCCAGUGGCUGAAGAACCCCCGCCAGUGGCUGAAGAACCCCCGCCAGUGGGUGAAGAACCCCCGCCAGUGGCUGAAGAACCCCCUCCAGUGGCUGAAGAACCCCCGCCAGUGGCUGAAGAGCCCCCGCCAGUGGCUGAAGAGCCCCCGCCAGUGGCUGAAGAACCCCCGCCAGUGGCUGAAGAACCCCCGCCAGUGGCUGAAGAACCCCCGCCAGUGGCUGAAGAACCCCCGCCAGUGACUGAAGAACCCCCGCCAGUGACUGAAAAACCCCCGCCAGUGGCUGAAGAACCCCUCCAGUGGGUGAAGAACCCCCGCCAGUGGCUGAAGAACCCCCGCCAGUGGCUGAAGAACCCCCGCCAGUGGGUGAAGAACCCCCGCCAGUGGCUGAAGAACCCCCACCAGUGGCUGAAGAACCCCCGCCAGUGGGUGAAGAACCCCGCCAGUGGCUGUAGCACCCCCGCCAGUGGCUGA
Procambarus clarkii (red swamp crayfish) is the source of this 912-nucleotide messenger RNA. The record is from RefSeq and is a predicted model, not a curated record. Lineage: Eukaryota; Metazoa; Arthropoda; Malacostraca; Decapoda; Cambaridae.